This is a messenger RNA of Plectropomus leopardus (leopard coralgrouper), 868 nucleotides long. The record is from RefSeq and is a predicted model, not a curated record. NCBI's taxonomy places the organism in Eukaryota, Metazoa, Chordata, Actinopteri, Perciformes, Serranidae.
AAUUUAAUUUUUGAGUAAUUAUUUGCUUAGGUAAACAGUAGCUAUCUCCAACGCUCCCUUAAAGAAACAGAAUAGCUACUUAAACUAACAAGCCAUAAUUGACAGUGUAACGGCGCUUAUUUGCUGGGUUGAUUUGAAUCACAUUGCCUGUCGGUGGGCGGGGUGAUUUAUUCUUUAUUUUUUUAUUUUUUUGCAAUGUCCCUUUUUGUAAUUUAUUCUUUGUUUUUUUCCUAGAAGGGAGAAUGGCGGGCCUUUGGAGAUCCUACCAAGCACUGAUGACCAAACGCCCCUGGACGGUGCAGAUAGUAACUGCUGGGUCUUUAGUGGGUGUUGGUGAUGUCGUCUCCCAACAGCUGAUUGAGAGAAGAGGAUUGGCUCAUCACAAUGUGCAGAGGACGGCCAAGAUGAUGAGCAUUGGUUUCUUCUUUGUGGGUCCAGUAAUUGGCAGUUGGUACAAAGUUUUGGACCGGCUAGUGGUUGGAGGAACUAAAAGUGCAGCCAUGAAGAAAAUGCUGGUGGACCAGUUGUGUUUCGCUCCAUGUUUCCUGGGAGCCUUUCUCGGUAUCUCUGGUGUUCUGAACGGACUGACGGUGGAAGACAACAUCGCCAAGCUUAAGAGGGACUAUACAGACGCCCUGAUCUCGAAUUACUACCUAUGGCCUCCAGUCCAGAUAGCCAAUUUCUACUUCAUUCCUCUACACCACAGGUUGGCUGUCGUCCAGAUUGUUGCUGUUGCUUGGAACUCCUACCUGACCUGGAAGGCCAAUAAGAUGUGAAAGAUGAUCACAAGUCUGGCCUGUCCUGUUGUCGUUGAUGAUGACUGUUUUACACUUUGUAGUGUGUGUGUGUGUGUGUGUGUGUGUGUGUG